Rhopalosiphum padi (bird cherry-oat aphid) is the source of this 6838-nucleotide messenger RNA. Its product is annotated as alpha-protein kinase 1-like. The transcript is spliced from 6 exons. Gene Ontology annotation, molecular function: DNA binding; chromatin binding. The coding region runs from base 694 to 4761 and encodes 1355 amino acids. NCBI's taxonomy places the organism in Eukaryota, Metazoa, Arthropoda, Insecta, Hemiptera, Aphididae. Gene Ontology annotation, cellular component: nucleus; chromocenter. The record is from RefSeq and is a predicted model, not a curated record.
CCCCUCCGGUCGUACGUACGCGCGUUCUACUGGCGUCACUGUAAUUUUAAUUCGGAUUUCAGUUGUUUUUAUUUCUCUCGAUAAAAUAAAUAAUAAUAAUAUAUAUAGCAUACGUAUUGUUUUUAUUAACGGUUUAAGCGUACGGCUUUUUAGUUUUGUUAAUCGUCGUGAAAAAAGUGCGUCUGUGGCUUGUGCCGGAAACUUGGCUUGUGCGCGCCCAACGAUGUUGUUUUGUUAUCCCUUGCAAUGUUAUUUUAAUAAUAACGUAAAAGUUAUAUUAUCAUGAUCGUGAUAGUUUCCUAAAGUUUAAAUUUUUAUUAUCGCCGUGUGAAUGUGCUACGAGUGCCCAUUAUACGUAUAGGUAAUAAUAAUCGUGUAUUAAACGUAUUUCUAAUGAUGCGUUACGUGCUUUAUUGUGGUGUCCGAUCGGAAAUCUGAUGGGUACUUGGACGGCUGUAACUUAAACGAAAUCCACGACAGUUGGUCAAAAAUUUUGAUGAGUGUCAAAAGUCAUGCAGAAAAUCAAAGGGAUAUGUUUGGAACAUCCGUCAUGCGUCGGUCAUACUCUACCAUAUCAACUGUGCAGUGAUGGUAGCUGCGGUAGCAUAUUCGGACAAGGAAAAACCUCCAUGAAUAAUCUGAAAAAUGCCUCGCUCUGCCUUUACGCACUUUAUGUCGGUCAUCUGAUACGGCAUGACGACCGAGUCAACCGACCAGCCACUGCAAUCUGCUGGGCCCUUGUUCACAGACCCAAACGCCCGAUAUCGGUGCGCGUCUAAUGAUCCAUCUUGUAGUCAUGGCGUCGUCGCUCAACCGGCGACUGCCGUUAACAUGAACCAAGUGCCGAAAGGUUACUGUUAUUCGACCGAUAAUAAUCAAAUUGUUAAUAGUGAGUGUGAUAAAACUUAUCACUGUCCUAACUCAACUACAGUUGUCACAUUGACAAAUAACAUUGUUUCAACCCCAGCAGCUUUUGUAUCUUCAAUUACUGUACCAGCUGGAUGGAGACGAAUUCAUAAUAAAGGAGUUAUAAAUUAUAUAAGUCCUAGCAACGCAGUUCUAAAUUCGCUGGAUCAAGCUAAAAUAUAUUUGCAAACUCAGGGUACAUGCAAAUGUGGACUUGAAUGCCCUUUUCAGUGUGAACACGUUUUUAAUUUCGACGCAAAGGUAAUGACGAAACCCACGUCUGGCCUCAACACUAUGACCAAUCUUUGCAAUCACAAGAGGAAAAUGAUGUUUAACAAUUCCGAAAAUAGAUUUAGCAAAUAUUCCUUAGAAAUGGCAGAAAAUCGAAGAAAACGAAAACUUUCUGGUGUCCAACAACAAUAUUCAUUUCCUCCUUAUGAAUGUGAAAAAUCUGGAAAAGAAAACUUUUCUCAAGUUUCAAAUUCUCAUCAAAUGCAAUGGCCAGAUCAAUCUGCUGUUCCUAGUCAAAUAAGAUUUUCAUCCCAAGGAACAUCUGCUAUGUCAAAUCCUCAAUCUCCGCAACCUAUGUUAAAUACUCAAGGACCAGAAAUAAUUCCCCAAGGUAUGCAGCAUGUGGUGCCAAAUUCUCAAACCCCACCAAUACUAAACCAAAGUUCAUCUGUGAUGUCGAAUUCCCAAGGACCAAUUAUACCUAAUUCUCAAAGUGCAAUGAUGUCAAAUCUUCAAGGACCCGUGAUGCCUAAUUCUCAAGAUACAGUAUUACCUAAUCCUCAAGGAACAAUGAUACCAAAUACUCAAUCCCAAUCGAUGGGCUUGGGAAAUCCAAGAGUUCCUCACUACCCAAAUCAUUCAUACCAGCAAGACUUAGGAUAUGAUCAAUCAUAUCGAAAUGGUUAUAGGUAUAACUCCCCUCAAUGUAGAUCUCAUGAAACAACUGCUUUACAACCGGACUCUUCAUGUCAACCACAUCAUCAACAGUAUCAAAAUGAUAUGGCAUCACAACAAUAUUAUCAAAAAAAUACACAUAGUAUGUAUCAACCAGAACAGAUGCAAUAUAACAAUUAUGAUAGUCUAAGAACUCAAGGAAAUUGUCGCUUCAAUUGUUCUAGUCAUUGUGGACACUAUUGUAAUUCGGGUGAUCAAAACCCUAGUUAUGGUAACCAAAUUAACUCAUAUCAACAGCAACCACAGUCGCAGUCCAUACGACAGAAUGAAUCUACAACAAAUCAUGAAUAUUAUCCAGAAAUAUACCAAGAUCAAAAUAAUUAUACAGAAUCUUAUUCAGACAAUAGGAGCAAUUCAACACAAGAAUAUCAAUCAGAAUAUGAAUAUGAGCCACAAUCUCAGUCACAGUGCCAUCAUCAUAUAGAUUGUAAUUUAAAAAAUAAUGUUUGUACUGCAAUUAAUAACCAAAAUCCUGUUGAGGUUCCACAAAUAAGACCACAAACUCCACAAGUUAAACAAGUACAACAACAAUUAAAUACACAAAAUAUACAACAAUCAAUUACAAAACCACCAAGGCCUCAACAUAGAUCAACACCUCCGUGGCAGCUUAAUAAAAAUCAACAAUCAUCACAUCAACAAGUACAGCAACAACAAAUACAGCAACAACAACAAAUACAGCAACAACAAAUACAGCAACAACAACAAAUACAGCAACAACAACAAAUACAGCAACAACAACAAAUACAGCAACAACAACAAAUACAUCAACAACAACAAAUACAUCAAAUACAUCAACAACAAAUACAGCAACAAGAAAGUUCUAAACAAAUAGUUGAAGAUCGUGUGCCUCCUAUACAUCAUCAUAUUCCCCAAAUUUCCAGAGUAGAAGAAAAAACUAGAAAGCCACUUAAACAAUCUACUAAAAUAGUUAAUUUUGGUAGAAAGUCUAAGUCCCCUUCCGAAGAAGACAGUUACCCAUCAUUUUUAGAUGAUCCAAGUGGUUAUUUAGCACAACAGACAGCUCUACUGAAUAAUACAAUAAGUACAAAUUCAUUUUCACCAUUAUCUCCUCCUGCAAGACCAUACAGACAAGAAAAACCUAGAUACACAACAAAUGUUACUACAAUGGCUAGUGGUCGAACUGCUAGUUCAAAUACAAUUACUUCGGUUCUAGCUGGUAGAACUAAUACAUCUGUGGUAACUGUGAACACUUCUGAAGACCAAGUAUUACCACCUAGUCAACAACAAUCCAUCAUGUCCAAAACACCUCUAGAAAUGGUACAAAGUGUUGUAAGUAGCAUACAAGUACCUACAUCUUCAGAAAAAUCUAAUAUUCAACCAAGCCAUAUAUUAUUAACAAGUAAUGGACAAUUUAUAAUGGCAUCAACUAAAAUACAAUCACCUAACACUUCCCAAGUUCUUUCAACGGUGCAACAACAACCUACUGUUCUUGUAAAUACUUUACAGGGAGGUCAAAGUACUUUACUACUUCAGCCAGGAAAUGUUAUGACAGUUGAUCAAGUCCAAGUACCACAACUUGCUGUAGCUACAGGAAAUAUAGAUAAUAGUGGAGCAUUUUCACCUAGAGGCUCAAAUUUAUUAUCUCCGCCAGAUUCUAAACGUAAAACUAUUAAUUCUAAAAAGCGAAAAUCACCUCAAAUAUCUCCUAACCAGAACAAUUCUAGUGUAUUGUUACAACCCCAACAACAAAACUAUAAUCAGCCUGUUGUUCAAACAUUAAUACUACCUAAUAAAACUACCCAAUAUGGUAACCAACAACUUAUAACAAAUGUGAUACAACCUGUUAGUCUUGUUCAUAAUCUUCCAGCUAUCCAACAAUUCAUUGUACCAGCAAAUUUAGGUGGUGUAGUUAUGGCUGACAAUUCUAUAUUACAAGACGCAGUGCAAUUAAAUGUUAUAACCCCAUUUUCUAAUACGGGUCAAAAUAUAUUACCUACUGGAAUGGUUUUAAGGACCCCUCAAACUCAACAAAGACCACAACAAAGUAAUCAGUUUAUUGUAAAUAGUGUUGGCCAAUUAAGCCCUAUUUUAGCCAACUUGAGCCCUAAUCAAUCACAAAACCAGAAUAGAAAUCAGCAGCAAAAUGAUUACAUACAUGUAGUGCCAUGUUCUAUUCAACAAAAUCAAGAAAACACUACUGUAGUUCAACAAAACACUACCAUUGUUCAACAGCAGAUGACCAUGGUAUCAGGACAACAAGGCAACGAACAAGGAAAUUUAUUAAUAAAUGAAAAACAAGGUCAAAAUUAUAUUAUUGCUGAUAAUAAACAACAAGGGUUUAUUCUGAGUCCUAAAGAUAAACAACAAUCAGGUGGCACACAUUUUAUUUUAAAUAAUAUGAAUUCUGAGAAGCAAACCCAAAGUUUUAUUAUUACUAGUCCAACUUCUGGCGAUAAACAGCUUUGUGGAAACUUCAUUCUUGAGAAAACCAAUUCAUCGGGGAAUUUUAUUAUUACUACAACAAAUUCUGAUAAGAAUUCGAAAUUUGCUAAACACUCAGUGUCUACACAAACUGCUGCUGGACAACAAAUGUUACAGAUUUCAUCUACACCUGCUCUAAUUGUUGCUACAAACCGUAAUUCUUAUGUAGGUAGUCCACCAGAUACAACAACGUUAAGUCCUGUGAGUGGACAAAGUCCUUCAGCAAAACCAGAAAUGCCUUCAAGUUCUGUAACAGCUGAUUUAGAUGCUGCAUUAUCACCAUCGUCAACAUUAUCUGAUAUGCAAAAUAGGCAACCAAUGGUACAUUGUAUUUCAAGUAGCAACGUAGUGGAUUGGUCUGAUAAUUCAGCAGACGAAAGGAAGACUAUAUCUAAUGCUUCUGACUCACCAAACAUGUACUCCAUUGAACAUUCAUUUCCUAGAUGAUAUAAUGUAAUACGCAAAUAUUUAGUACAUGAAAAUCCAGCUACAAGGUAAUGAUGCACAUCUUGGCCAUCAAAACAAGUUCCUAUUAAAAAAUAUAAAAAUAUAAUGACAAUAUUGUGUUGUUUAUGAGAAAAUAAAAUUUGUAAUUUUAAAAGCUGUAUAAUAUUUCCUAAAUUAGGUAAAUUUAUAUAUUAUUACAAUGAAAUAGUUCCUCUGGUUGAGGCAUAUUUUAUAAAUAAUUAUUUUGUGUAUGUUAAUACUUUUUUUAGAAAAAAUUAACAAUCGUUAAACCGAAGUUCUUGAGAAUAUAUUCUUUUUAAUUUAAUGAUCAGCUUUUUUGAAUAUAUUUUUCUAUUUCCUUGAUUUUUAAAUUUCCUAAAUUAUUACCUCAAGUAUAAUAGAAUAACUUUUAAUUAGGUGUUAUUAAUAUUUUAAAUCUGAAUAAUUUAUUAAAUAAAAUAUUUUUAUUUAAUAUACUUACUGUAUGUUUAAAAUUAUUGUUUUUAUUUAGUUAUAAUUAUAAUUUUAAAAGUAAAUUUAAAAUAUUAUUCUUUAAAUUAAUAGUCAAACAAAUUAGUAAUUAAUUGUAUUUUUAUGUUUAAUGUAUUAUGUUUAUAUACAAUUUCGAAUAACAAAAUAUUUCUAUUAUCAAGUGGAGUUUAAGAUACUAGAAUUUAAAAAAAUCAUCAAUAUAUUUACCAAAUUUUAUUUGAUAAAAGUAACAAUUGAAUUGAUAAACUAUUACCAUUUUAAAUUCUUUAACACCCUUUUGUCAAUAACUAAAUAAAAUAAUUUUUUUAAGAACUUCAGUAGCAAAUGAUUAGUAAUUUUUUUUAAUUUGAAUAAUGUUUAUUCCUGUACGUACAUAUUUAAGAUUAUGUAACAGAAAAUUUUUCUAAAAUCUACUGUUUAAUUGGUAAUUUAUUGUAUUCAUAGUUUACACAAAAUAAUUAAUUAUGUAAUAUUUAUAAAUUAUUAUUAUUAUUUUUCGAUGGUAUAAUACAUUUUCAAUCAUUGUCUGAUUUUUAAUUCAUCCCAUCAUGAUAAUUAUUUUUAGGUCUAGUGGGUGCUUAUUGAAUUUACUGUCUAAUUUAUUAGAUUACUAGCUUAACUGUUACCUGUUUAAUCAUUGUAAAUAAUAAAUAUAUAUAUAAUGUAUAUGUAUUAUUAAGUAUAAUAUGUAUAUAUAUAUAUAUUUAUUAUUAUUAUGUAUAAUAUCAAUUUAACAUCAUAGACAUUUGAUGAAUAAUGUUUAAUGGUAUUUGAAAUUACAUUUUUGACAUAUUAUGUAAUAUUGAGACUUGAAUGAAACUGUUGUAUUAAUAUUUUUACUUAUUACCAAUUAUUUUUUAAACUCCGACCAUUGGUUUUUGUAAAAUUUGGAAAAAUGUCUGGAAAAAUAACUUUUCUUACAAUUUUAUUAAUGUAAGAUGUGAUUUCAUUUUUAAAGUUAUUUUCAAAUAUCAACCGCGUACAUAUUUUUUUUUAAAUAUAGUGAUAUACUCUGUAUAAAUAUAUUAUAUGUAAAAUAUUAUGUAUAUAAUCAAAAUAUUCAAUUGUAUUAACAAAUACAAUUUAGACUGUAUAUUUUAUAUUUUUAAAGCUAAUAAAAUGUUACUCGUUAGAACAUUACUAUUGUGUAUUAAAAUUUAAGAAAAUUAUUUAUUUAUUAAAUAUUAUUGACAAAUUAAUCGAAAACUGUGAUUUUAUGUUUCGUUUUAAAAUUAUUUUUUCUUAUAGUUUUUUUUGUAUAUUACUGUUUUAUUAUUAUUUUUUUUUUCAUUUUUGUUGCACGUUUAAAUUUUUUAAGUUUAUUUAUUACUUUAUUUUAAAAAAAACUUGCUCCUUCUAUAAAUGAAUGUUUUAAUUAUGAUAUUACACCUACACAUAUUUAAUAGUUUUACUUAAUUUAUUUGUAUUCUCAUCUUUAACUGACGAUACCUAUUAUCUUACAUACCAAAAUAUUAACUAUAGUCUAUAUUAAAAUAAGAAUCGUUAAAAGUUAUUGUUGAAGAAAUAAGUUGUACAGUUUUAUAUUUAAAAAAAAUUAAUAAUGAUGUAAAAAACUUGAUAAAUA